UUCCCCAAACCUCCUCACACUGAACGCGGACUGCAGCUUCAGCAGCAGCAAUAGCUCUCCAUGUGUGAGGAAGCUUUCUUCUUAAUCAGAGGUUCUGAACGGAAACCAAUCAGACAGAGGGUACCUUUGGCUUCGGUUUCCUAGCUGCCUAAGUUAAAAGUGAUGCAGGGAGAGGGAGAGGGAGAGGGAGAGAGGAAGCCCUGAGUACAGACAGCACGGGAGCUAACUGUAAUAGGCAGAGGAGAGGAAGGGAACGGCACCAGAGCAGCCGUGGACAGCGGCACCGCAGUUGUAAGCACAGCGACGUUCGCUCUCACCGGGGAAGAAGCUCUUUUGAAAAAGGAAUACAACUUUACUUGGACAGGAACCUUCUGGCUGAAACAAGAGUGAUAUUGAGCCUAGGAGGCACACAUGAUGAGAACUUGCUACUUCUUGUUGUUCCUGCUGUGGGCUUGCAUAUUUCAUGAAAUUCACUCUUCACCAUCACCAAAAAGGACAAAUAUGUAUUUGCAAGCUGAAAGGAUCAUGGGGCAGUCUAAGGAUCAUGGGAAAGCAUUACAUCGUAGCAAGCGUGGCUGGAUGUGGAAUCAGUUUUUUUUACUGGAGGAGUACACUGGUCCGGAUACUCAAUACGUGGGCAAGCUACACACUGACCAAGAUAAAGGAGAUGGAAAUUUAAAAUACAUAUUAACAGGAGAUGGGGCUGGCAGUCUGUUCGUUAUAGAUGAAAAUACAGGAGAUAUUCAUGCAGCAAAAAAGCUGGACAGAGAAGAAAAAUCUCUGUAUAUUCUACGUGCCAAGGCUAUAGACCGAAAGACUGGAAGACAAGUGGAGCCAGAGUCGGAAUUUAUCAUUAAAAUCCAUGAUAUAAAUGACAAUGAACCUAAAUUUACCAAGGACAUUUACACUGCCAGUGUCCCUGAAAAAUCUGUAGUUGGCACUUCUGUUAUCCAAGUGACAGCUACAGAUGCUGACGAUGCUAACUACGGCAACAGUGCCAAAGUCGUUUAUAGCAUCCUCCAGGGUCAGCCGUACUUUUCUGUGGAUCCAGAAACAGGUGUCAUCAAGACUGCUUUACCAGAUAUGAGCAGAGAAAAUCGAGAGCAAUACCAAGUGGUCAUCCAGGCAAAAGACAUGGGAGGCCAGAUGGGCGGAUUAUCAGGAACUACCACCGUGAACAUCACGCUGACCGAUGUCAAUGACAAUCCACCUCGAUUCCCCCAGAGCACAUAUCAAUUCAGCACUCUGGAGUCUGCACCACUCGGGACUUCACUCGGCAGAAUAAAAGCCAAUGACCCUGAUGUGGGUGAAAAUGCUGAGAUUGAGUAUAGUAUUGCUGACAGCGAUGGAUCGGACAUGUUUGAUAUCAUCACUGACAAGGACACACAGGAAGGGAUUAUAACUGUCAAAAAGCAAUUAGAUUUUGAAAAGAAGACUCUAUACACCCUAAAAGUGGAGGCAACCAACACUCAUCCUGAUCCAAGGUUUUUCUAUAUGGGAUCAUUUAAGGACGCCGCUUUGGUCAAAGUUUAUGUGGAAGAUAUAGACGAACCACCAGUGUUUAGCAUACUUUCUAAUCUGAUAGAAGUAGAUGAAGAUGCCAAAGAAGGAAGCAUCAUUGGGCAAGUAAUAGCUCAGGAUCCAGAUGCAGCAAAGAACAUGAUAAAAUAUUCUCUAGAUCGGCACACUGAUUUGGACAGAAUAUUUAACAUCCACUCAGGAAAUGGGUCCAUAUUUGUCUCAAAGACACUUGACCGAGAGGCAGCCCCGUGGCACAACCUCACUGUCAUAGCAACUGAAAUGAGCAACCCCAAACAAAGUACCCAGGCACCUAUCUUCAUCAGGAUUUUAGAUAUAAAUGAUCAUGCACCAGAAUUUGCCAAAUACUAUGAAACCUUUGUUUGUGAAAAUGCAAAAGCAGGGCAGCUCAUACAAACUGUUAGUGCAAUGGACAAAGAUGAACCUGCUCGUGGACACAAAUUUUUUUUUGAACUGGUGCCAGAAUAUACAGUCCAUCCAAACUUCUCUAUCAUAGACAACAAAGAUAACACAGCAGGAGUUAUAACAAGAAGGAAUGGAUAUAGCCGCAAUAAAAUGAGCACCUAUCUCUUGCCCGUGAUAAUAUUUGACAAUGACUACCCCAUCCAGAGUAGCACUGGCACCCUGACUAUCAGAGUGUGUGCCUGUGACAGCCAGGGAAACAUGCAGUCCUGUAAUGCUGAAGCUUUGCUCCUUCCAGCGGGCCUGAGCACAGGAGCACUCAUUGCCAUUCUGCUCUGCAUUAUUAUUCUCCUGGUUCUAGUUGUGCUGUUUGCAGCAAUGAAACGGCAAAGGAAGAAAGAGCCCUUGAUUGUUUCCAAGGAUGAUGUCCGAGACAACAUUGUGACCUACAAUGAUGAAGGAGGUGGGGAAGAAGAUACCCAAGCCUUUGACAUUGGCACACUAAGAAAUCCGGAAGCCAGAGAAGAAAACAAAAUGAGAAGAGAUGUGAUGCCAGAAACAAUUUUCCAGAUAAGAAGGACUGCACCUUUGUGGGAAAACAUUGAUGUCCAAGACUUUAUCCAUCGGAGGCUAAAGGAAAAUGAUCUGGAUCCAACUGCACCUCCUUAUGAUUCUCUAGCAACAUAUGCUUAUGAAGGGAAUGAUUCGAUAGCAAAUUCCCUUAGCUCUUUGGAAUCACUUACUACAGAAAGCAACCAAGAUUAUGAUUACCUCAGCGACUGGGGUCCUCGGUUUAAAAAGUUAGCAGAUAUGUAUGGCGGAGAUGGAAGUGACCAAGACUGACAUUCCAGUCCAGUGGUUCCAGUGCAUAGAGUUCUAUGGGAGCAAGGGCUCCCCCAUUCUUCUCAAUGACAAUGUUUCUGUGCAAACAGCCCAAUACAUGUGCAGAGUAUGCCUUGACAUUAAAGAGAAUGGCAGCAGCCCUGCGUGGUGCGGGGGGUGGAGCCCUCCAUGGAGAUCAAUGAGCAUUGGAUCACAGCCCAAGAAUAGCAUUUCUUUACUUGGUCAGUGUUCAUGGGAUUUAAUGCCUCUGUAACUAGAUAAAAGUGGCCUACAUUCUCUUACUUGGAGAAAUACAAAAAAUAGGUGUUUGUCUUAGUAAGGGUUUGCUUAAUAAGUCAAUGUGAAUGAAAAUGAUUAGUUUUUCUUUUUUUAAAAAAUACACUCACCCUCUCUGCCUAAGAAGUUGAAAAGAAGAUAUUCAGCACUUAUGAAAAUACACCUAAAAAGGCUUUUUGUGCCUUUAAUAUGUUGGGAAAUUUAACUUUUUUUAAAGGAACGCUUUGCUUCACUUUCCUACUAUUUGGGACAAUAUCUACCCAUGUUAUAACAUAAUCUGACUACACCUUAAAAAUAAGAAUGAAUAUACUGCCAUAUUUAUUGAGUAAAAGAAUGUCUCUGUGUUGAUUCAUGAUAUUUUUAUAUAUGUAUAUUUAUAUUUUUGUAUUUUUAUUAAAUAAAUUAGUAUUUAUAAAUAGA
This is a messenger RNA of Hemicordylus capensis (graceful crag lizard), 3480 nucleotides long. RefSeq names its product cadherin 9 (gene CDH9). The transcript is spliced from 12 exons. Gene Ontology annotation, molecular function: cadherin binding; calcium ion binding. Lineage: Eukaryota; Metazoa; Chordata; Lepidosauria; Squamata; Cordylidae. Gene Ontology annotation, biological process: cell-cell junction assembly; cell morphogenesis; calcium-dependent cell-cell adhesion. Gene Ontology annotation, cellular component: plasma membrane; adherens junction; catenin complex. The record is from RefSeq and is a predicted model, not a curated record. Bases 412 to 2784 code for a protein of 790 amino acids.